This is a messenger RNA of Ahaetulla prasina, 1124 nucleotides long. It is a transcript of the gene MPC2, whose product is annotated as mitochondrial pyruvate carrier 2. Gene Ontology annotation, cellular component: mitochondrial inner membrane. The coding region runs from base 563 to 952 and encodes 129 amino acids. Gene Ontology annotation, molecular function: pyruvate transmembrane transporter activity. The record is from RefSeq and is a predicted model, not a curated record. Gene Ontology annotation, biological process: pyruvate import into mitochondria. The transcript has 5 exons. Lineage: Eukaryota; Metazoa; Chordata; Lepidosauria; Squamata; Colubridae.
GUUGACUUUCUGGACUGAGACUAAGCCAACCGCCGGCCGCUUUAAAGGUCUCCUCCUAACCUCACGUGGUCGACACACUGAAGGCUCAAAGGGGUAAACAAGUCAGGACGAGUUAAUGGGCGGUGGCAAAGGCAGGUUCGGCCCUGGCUACCGUGUGUAAACAAGCUCGUCAGUCGAACAUUGUUUCGGAGCCAGUGUUCCAUAACAGAAAAUAAUAGUUGCUUCCCUCGUCAUUGCUUCGCGCUCGCUUUACCAGCGUCAUAAAAAUCAGACAGGAAUUGACACUCUCCUACUGUCAUCGGCACUAGAGAAAAACCGGUGGUGGCAAUAGGCCUGGCUGACCAAUAGCACGAAGGACAGCUGUUUAAGCCACGCCCCUUUCUCCUUCCAGCAGCAAAUCAGAACGAAGCAAAUGGGGCUCGUCCUACCACCGGCUUAUGUCGGUGGGGCGGGUUUUGCUUCUGCUCAGGCCGUGUGAGGAGGAAGAGGAGGAAGGGAAGGACGGCAGGUCGAGCGGCGCCGUCAUUGAAUUCGGGGCUCCCGCUCUCACCGCGCAGGCAGGAUGGCGGCUGCCGUGGCUGGGUUUCGUGCUUCUUAUCACCGUUUCUUAGACAAGAUCGAGCUUAUGUUGCCGCCCCGGCUGCGUCCUUUAUAUAACCACCCUGCAGGUCCCAAAACAGUGUUUUUUUGGGCACCUGUUAUGAAAUGGGGUUUGGUAUGUGCUGGAAUGGCUGAUAUGACUAGGCCUGCUGAAAAACUCAGCACUUCACAGUCUGGCGUCCUAAUGGCUACAGGCCUUAUUUGGUCAAGGUAUUCUCUAGUAAUUAUUCCUAAAAACUGGGGUCUAUUUACUGUUAAUUUCUUUGUUGGCUGUGCUGGUGGCUCUCAGCUGUACCGCAUAUGGAGGUAUAACCAAGAGUUAAAAGCCAAGGAACUGGAAAAGCAACAGUAGAAAUUCUAGUUAAUUUCUUCUGAUCUCACUCUAAACUACUUCCUAAGGGACCUACAGUAGUUUUAAUCCUGUUCAGUUGCCCAGUGUGAAUUUUUACUAAAAGUGGUAGAGCAUGUUUUUCUAUAAAGUUAGAAAGCAGCGUCUUUGCAUUUAAAUAAAGUCUUUAAUAAGC